AUGACCCCAUUGAUGUUCCCAACCUCUAGAGAAGGAGACUUCAAGUUUCUAACCACUGCCAACACAAACCAAUCUCAUCAAGAUAAUGGCCCUUACAACAAUCUCGACACUUUGUCAGCCACAUCAAUCAUAAACAAUCAUCAUCAUCAUCAUGAUAAUGAUCCCCAAUGGCCAUCACUACCAGAUCUCCCAGCGAGUACCAUUUCCACUUUUCACGAAGCCCUUCAAGAUUACGAUGAUGGUAAUAAACUCAACGUCUUUGUAACACCAUAUAACGACAAUGGUGAUCCUCCUCGGAGCAUUCCUUUGGUGACCACAAAGUUAUUAUGUGGACAAGUUCUUGAAGGCAAAGUAUUAUCCUCAUCCUCUCCAAGUUCACAAGACCACGGCCUUCUUCUCCCCACCACGUACAACUUGCAAAUGCCUGGUGAUCAUCAUCGAGUGGACUCAUACAUCAAUCACAUGAUCAUACCAUCAUCAUCAUCCUCAUCAUCGCCAAUCUCUUGUGGGCAGUACGUCAUCACUUAA
Messenger RNA from Thlaspi arvense, 528 nucleotides. The record is from the annotation of a GenBank genome assembly. Lineage: Eukaryota; Viridiplantae; Streptophyta; Magnoliopsida; Brassicales; Brassicaceae.